UAGUCGAUUGCAAGUUGUUAACAACUGAUAAUGGUCGCCGCUGCCGCCGCUGCUGCUGCCGUUCAAAGUUUGAACCGCGUACCAUGCAAAUCCCGAGAGUAGCCAUUAUCGCCGAUAAGCAAGCCAAUAAUUAGAUUUUGUCAUAUGUGCUACGCUAUUUAAUAGCCGUAGUAGUUCGAUAACAUACGCAGUCCAGAGCAAAGAUCGCCGCUAUGAAUUUUGUGCUGCGCUUCAUCAUAUUUUGCAUUGAUCCGCUUGGCCUGGGCCGUCGCUUCCUCGUACAGCCCGCUCGCAAUCUCACGCUCAAUGUGUACGAUCGCUUUCGCAGCAAGGCCGACGAGAAGGUGGACACCAUACGGGAGCUGGUGCUGCGCCUGGGCCUCAUCGCCUUCGCCGUUGUGUUGAUCAUCUGGUUGGCCGUCUUCUUCUAUGCCGCCUUCUACUAUGUCUACAUGCCGCCCAUCUCGCAUACGCGGCCCGUCCACAUGCAGUUCAAAACCUGCCUGGAGACGAGCACACCGUGCACCUUCCCCCACGCCCACGUCUCGCUGACCAAGAAGCAACAACUGCUGAUGGUGGGUCAAGCGUACAAGGUCAUUGUCAACAUUGAUAUGCCGGAAUCGCCGCAGAAUCUGGAGCUGGGCAUGUUCAUGGUCUGCGCCGAGAUGCGCGACUACGAUUCAAUGCUGCGCGGCCAUUCGUGUCGAUCGGCCAUGAUGCGCUAUCGCUCGCCACUGAUCCGGCUGAUAUCCACAUGGGCGCUGAGUCCGCUCUAUGUGCUCGGCUGGAAGGAGGAGUUCCAGAAGGUGCCGGUUGAGAUCUUCUCGCGCUACUUGGAGGAGCGCCAGCAUCCCAUCACAGACGUCUAUGUGGAGAUACAAUCGCAGAAAAUACAAUUCUAUACGGUGACGCUGCACAUUGAGGCGGAUUUUACUGGUCUACGGUACAUCAUGUUCAACUGGCCAAUUCUGUCCGCAAUAGUGGCCAUUAGCGCCAAUCUAUUCUUUAUAUUGGUCGUCUUUCUGCUCAGCUGGUAUCACUGGUCGGAUGCCACAUGGCUGCACAAUUUGCAAAUCCGAUAUGCCCGCCUCACCAAUCAACUGCAGAAGAAGACCAGCAGUGUGAUCCUCUCCAGCUCGAGCAGCUUGCGCGACGACGACGAGCUCAGCUUCAUGGACGAGAAGUACGAAAUUGCCGAACUGGGCGGCCACGGCGACGACCAACAGCUGGACAAGUCCAGCGAUAAGGCGGCAGAGAGUGCCGAUGUCCAGACGGUGCGACAGCGCAAAGUGGAGAAGCAGAAGGAGAAGCAGACAGAGCAGCAGACGGAGAAGCAGACGGAGAAAAAGGCAUAAAGUGCCAACCCAAAGGGCCGAGCAUGGCAGCUUGCCAAAGACUAAAUAGGUUUACGUUCGAUAAACAUAGUUUUCCCGCAGCUCCAAAUUUGUUAUUGCUGAAGUAUUUCCUCUACUCUAAUGCAAAGUUAGGACUUAUGACUCUGAAUGAUGUCCAUAUGUAUAUGAAACGCGCAAUGCUUAUUUUGAAAAUAAUGCAUAUCAGUGUAGGGUCUAGCUAUACGCAAAGUCUGAUAUAUAGA
Molecule: messenger RNA, 1597 nt
Organism: Drosophila arizonae
Lineage: Eukaryota; Metazoa; Arthropoda; Insecta; Diptera; Drosophilidae
Gene: Seipin
Product: lipid droplet biogenesis associated protein seipin
Biological process (GO): lipid storage; lipid droplet organization
Cellular component (GO): endoplasmic reticulum membrane
Source: RefSeq, a predicted model, not a curated record